Messenger RNA from Hansenula anomala, 948 nucleotides. It is a transcript of the gene BUD16, whose product is annotated as putative pyridoxal kinase BUD16. The transcript has a single exon. Gene Ontology annotation, molecular function: pyridoxal kinase activity. Gene Ontology annotation, cellular component: cytosol. Gene Ontology annotation, biological process: pyridoxal 5'-phosphate salvage. Lineage: Eukaryota; Fungi; Ascomycota; Saccharomycetes; Phaffomycetales; Wickerhamomycetaceae. Bases 1 to 948 code for a protein of 315 amino acids. The record is from RefSeq and is a predicted model, not a curated record.
AUGAGCUUUGAACCUGCAAAAAAGAUACUUUCGAUUCAGUCCCAUGUUGUUCAUGGAUAUGUUGGUAACAAAGCUGCUACAUUUCCUCUUCAAUGCCAAGGAUGGGAUGUUGAUGUGCUGAAUACUGUUAAUUUUUCAAAUCAUACAGGUUAUGGAUCAGUUAGAGGUACAAAAGCGUCACCAGAAGACCUUAAAACAUUAUAUGAUGGACUUUCCUCAAUAAAGUGCGAGUAUAAUGCACUACUAACAGGGUACAUACCAGGUGCUGAAUCUCUAGAGGUGGUUGGUGAGAUAGGUCAUGACUUGAAAUCAAAAAAUCCAAAUGCAUUGUGGUUAUUAGACCCUGUAAUGGGUGAUGAAGGUCAACUAUAUGUCAGUGACACUGUUAUACCGGUUUAUCAAAAGCUUCUUUCGAGAGGUGGGAUUGAUGUGAUAACACCAAAUCAAUUUGAGGCUGAACUUCUUGUUGGUUUUAAAAUUGUAUCUACAGAAACUCUUAAAAGGGCUUUGUACGAUCUUCAUAAUAAAUUCAAAGUUAGCAAUGUUGUGAUAACAUCCAUGAAACUUGGAAAUGGCUCGAAAAUUCUGGCUGCUGCGUCUUCUAAAUAUCAAGAUUUGAUAACUAGCUCCAUUUUUGAAGUUCCGUUAAUUGAAUCUUACUUUACUGGGGUUGGUGAUUUAUUUUCUGCGCUGUUGAUUGAUCGUAUCUUCACGUAUACAAGAGAAACACGAGAUGCUCUAUAUUUGCAAGAUGCGGUUAGUGAAGUGCUAACAAUAAUGGCUAAAGUAUUGAGAAUUACCACUGAUGCUGCAGAAAAGGCACUUGGGCAGGCUCCAAAAUCUAGAAUGGGCGCAGCUUCAACAAUGAAAGAGAGUGAACUACGAUUGAUAGAAUGUCGUGGCAUUUAUGCUCAAACUGAAAAGAACUUCAAAGCAUCUGCAUUAUAA